AGAUCACGGACGACACAGACGGCCACCAAAUCUGCACCUGCCCCAGAUGCAGCAGAGGUAGUCGCCACGGCGCCACCUGCCCACUGCACUGCCCCCAGAGCCUCCAAGCUGCAUAUCGGAAGUGAAGCGCCUCGCAGUCCUCCUCUCGGAUCUCGCGGUGGAAGUCGCCGGUCCACUCGAUCAGCGAGCGAGUCGGUGCCGCGCGGCGGAUUCCCCGACCCGAGCAAAGGAACCGGACAUGCGGCCGCGGCUGGUGCUCUUCGGCGACUCCAUAACCGAGCUGUCCUUCGCGUCCGGCGGAUGGGGGGCCGCGCUCACCGACCGCUUCGCCCGCCAGGCUGACGUGGUGCUGCGCGGGCUCAGCGGCUACAACACGCGGUGGGCGCUCAAGGUGCUGCCGCGGGCCAUGGAGGGCGCGGCGGGCGCGGGCGCGGGCGCGGACCCGGCGGCCGUGACAGUCUUCUUCGGCGCCAACGACGCCUCUCUGCCCGACCAGGUGCAGGCGCACCAGCACGUGCCGCUCAAGGAGUACCAGAGCAACCUCCGCGCCAUCUGCGCCUAUUUCAAGGAGCGAUGGCCCUCCACUGCUGUCAUACUCAUCACUCCCCCACCGAUUUACGAGCCAGCGAGAAUCCGAGACAUGUAUGGAGACGACGAGCCUUCACGCCAACCAGAAAGGAGCAAUGAGGCUGCCGGCGCUUACGCACAGGCAUGCAUAGAUGUUGCCACAGAAUUGAACCAUCCAGUUAUAGACAUCUGGACCAAGAUGCAGGAAUUUCCAGACUGGCAAACAUCUGCAUUGAGCGACGGGCUCCACUUCACCCCAGUAGGAAACAAGAUCCUGUUCGAGGAGGUGGUGAAGACGCUGGAGACGAGCAUCGGUUUCAGCCAGGAGCGGCUCCCGUCGGACCUCCCGCUGUUCCACGAGAUCGACCCCAAGGACCCCAUGAAAGCCUUCGGAGCUUAGCUUGGGCCUUAUCGGAGGAGACGCACGGUCGUUGGAUCAGCCACGUCUGCUGCAUUUGAGUUCGUCGUCAGUAUGCCCGAGGCCUGCUGAGGCCAUUACAGGAACAGUGAGCUUUAAUAAGCGGUGUUUUCAGUACCGUUUGGUUGUCAGCGCAUCACGUGUUGUUGGAACACUGUGGUUGGAUAAAAAAAUCAUACCCUCUCCGUCC
Molecule: messenger RNA, 1175 nt
Organism: Zea mays
Lineage: Eukaryota; Viridiplantae; Streptophyta; Magnoliopsida; Poales; Poaceae
Molecular function (GO): hydrolase activity, acting on ester bonds
Source: RefSeq, marked validated